Podarcis lilfordi (Lilford's wall lizard) is the source of this 212-nucleotide messenger RNA. NCBI's taxonomy places the organism in Eukaryota, Metazoa, Chordata, Lepidosauria, Squamata, Lacertidae. The record is from the annotation of a GenBank genome assembly.
UUUCAGUUUUGAAGUGCAACAACAGCCCUAGGAGUUAUGAAAAUAAGUCGGAGCCUCGAGUGCUGAAAAGUGCCACUUGUCGGCUUAUGGAGCAUUUAGUUGGACGUGCUUAUGCCAUACAGAUUCCCAGCCCUGGCAAAGAGUUUAGCACUCAUAUUUCAUUUUGCAGCUUGAAUAGGACUGUAUUUUCACAGAAGGAGGAGAGAGACAGA